AUGGCAAUUCUCAACUAUACUCUCGAGUACAAUGCAGUGUCAAGGCACGCAAAGACCGAGGAGACUUUGAAAAGCCAUGUGGCAAUUAUUAAUGGAUACAUUGGACUACUCAUGUUAGCCAGCUUUGGAGGUGUCCUUGCGUUAGUUAUUGCAGAGACGUACGUGGUUGUUCAAACGCGUCGAGAACCAUUGAAAGAACGAGGAAAAGCCUUAGGAACACUCCUCAUGACGCAAUUUCUGGGCAAACUUGUGGGUCAGAUCGUCUCGGACAAAAUCAUCUUUCACAUCACAAAGCUUGGGCUUACACCGAUCGUCUCGUUCCGACAAACAGCGUUGUUUUGUAUGUUUUGUUCGCUCGUGCCGCUAUUCGCGCUAGUUUUCUUCUUCCAUGAGGAUCCAGACCCGCCAGCGAUUAAUGAUGAAGGAGCAAAUUGCAGACCGACCGAAUCUCAUGAAUUCAUUUCGGUGGAAAGCGUAGCAACGAGUUGUUUUCAGGGAUUGCAGCUGAAUUGGUUUCGGCUACGAAGAGCUCUUGCCAAAGAAUCAACAGUGGACGUCAUUCGUUUCUUUAUGGGUUUUGUCUUCCUGUCCGAGUUCAAACUCACGUACCCUCAUGAUCAGCUUGAGCUUUGGUGCAAUUUUACUGAAAAGGCCCAGUCGUUAAGCAACAUCAUUUUGGGGGUAUUGUAUAUCCUGGCUGUAGCGGUCUGGAAAUAUUAUGCACUCAGUUGCAAUUGGCGUUAUGGCAUUUGGUUCAGCUUGUUGAUCAUUGUCAUGCUUCCGCAAGUCAUUUUCUUUUAUAUGGCUAUCUUAUCGACCAGUAUGCGAAGUCAACAAGCAUUCAUGUUCAUGACAGCGCUACGAGGAUUCUUACGGGGAGGUUUGGUCAUUUUGGAGGCUGUAUUGAGCGCAGAAAUCGCUCCAGUUGGUGGUGAAGGAGCUUUUUUAGGCAUCAUCAUCUCCAUGGGCAGCAUUAUGCGACUGUUGUCGACGACCUUUUCGAAUGCACUAGCUUUUAUGUUUGAAGACCCUACCAUAGUUGCCACUGAUCAGAUACGCGAUCAAGUAGCGUUCGGUCUUGGCGUAUGCUACUUCGUUAAGCUUAUAAGUGUCGUGGCGGUGUUUUCGCUACCCAGACAAAAACAAGAACUUCAGAAACUACAUCGUCACGGCGACACGGGUGACAAAAGUACAACAUGGUGGGUCCUAGGUUCACUUGGAUGUGCAUUCUUCAUCAGUGCGGUGUUCAACUUGUUAGCCAUUAUUCCUAGCACUACAUGCUUUGAAUUGUUUGGUGGUGGCGGCUGCAGCUAG
Molecule: messenger RNA, 1314 nt
Organism: Peronospora farinosa
Lineage: Eukaryota; Oomycota; Peronosporomycetes; Peronosporales; Peronosporaceae
Source: the annotation of a GenBank genome assembly